Messenger RNA from Lotus japonicus, 1192 nucleotides. RefSeq names its product ACD11 homolog protein. Gene Ontology annotation, cellular component: membrane; cytoplasm; cytosol. Lineage: Eukaryota; Viridiplantae; Streptophyta; Magnoliopsida; Fabales; Fabaceae. Gene Ontology annotation, molecular function: ceramide 1-phosphate binding; ceramide 1-phosphate transfer activity. The transcript has 4 exons. The record is from RefSeq and is a predicted model, not a curated record. Bases 286 to 948 code for a protein of 220 amino acids. Gene Ontology annotation, biological process: intermembrane lipid transfer; ceramide transport.
CCGCAAAACCAAACCCUUCCCACACGACACGAGGUUCUUUCUCUUUUCUUGGAAGUGAAUCUUGUUUUGUUUUAUUGCACCGCUUUGCUUUGAGUUUUCAACCUCAAACCACACCGCAUUCUUAGCGAAGCAAAGAGAACCUUCCUUCCUUCCUUCUCAGAAAAACACCAUUCCUGAUUCCCCUCCCUUACGCGUUUGAAUCAUUUUUCGCCUUCUUAAGAAUCCUGUCUGUCUUUCUUGAAGAUCAGAAGGAAUUUUAAUAAUAUUUUUGGUGAUUUUUCAAUCAUGAUGGUCAGCGGCGAAAUCGUGAUGGAUAACAACACCAUCAAACUACCGGAAUCGGCGGUGGAGAUGCCUCUCUCCGCCAUCACGGAGGCUUUUGAGGAUCUUGUGAAAUGGGUUAAUAAUGGUUCUGAAGAUAUUCGCUUGGACAAGUUUUGUGAGGUUGCUUCUCUUGUUUCUGUUCUCUUCCGUUCUCUUGGCCUUGCUUUCAAAUUCGCUGAAAUGGAAUACGUCGCCAAGCUACAUGGACUAGUGGAAGCAUCAAAGACGUGUCACACUCUGCCUGAUAUACUUGACCGUGAUGUCGCCAAUGACACAGUGAGAACAUCAGGAAGCUUUUCACGUAAUCUGCGUAGAGUUCGGCAGGGCCUUGAUCUUGUCAGAGCUAUCUUCGAGCAACUUUUGACAACUGAUGACAGCUCUCUAAGAGAAGUGGCCACAACAGCUUAUGGACAGGUUUGCGCUCCGUUUCACACAUGGGCAGUAAGAACAGCUGUUUAUGCUGGGAUGUAUACACUUCCAACAAGAGACCAACUUUUGGCGAAGCUCAAUGAAACAGAGCAAUCAGCUGAGAAGAAGAUGAGAAGGUACAUUAAUGCCUCACUUCCAGUCAUAGAAUACAUUGAUAGACUGUACCUUUCUCGAAACAUUGCACUGGACUGGUGAAUUUAUAUGAAGAAAAAGAAGUUGGGUGCCCUGUCUGUUAGAAGCUAGAGUUGUGGCUCCAUUGUAUAGUAGCAACCUUAGUACGAUUUCUUCAUUUUUUAUUGAACUUUGUAAUUACAUUAGUUUCUCAACGGCUAUUGGCCCAUUAGGGACAGAAGUUUUUUCAGUGCUACAUUAGUAGAUACUACAUCUAUAAUAAUGGUGUCACUUAUCCUUAUAUAGUCAGUUAUUCCCUUUUUAAUAA